GCCCUGUUCUGUUGUGUGUCGGGGGGAUGGGGCCGUGCUGAGGAUGAGCGCCUCGCAACAUUUACCUUUCGGAUAACUAACAUCUCUAUUUGUCCAGACACCUUCUCAAAGCUUUGGGCCACGCAUGAGUUUAGUCUGAGCUGGACCGUAACUCGGAGUAACUCUACGUCCACGAAACGGGCUAAAAGUCGACAAAAUGUACCCCACCGCUGGAGCUGCUGAGAUGCUGGAGGGGCCACGGUCCUCUGGGUCUUUGAGCUCUGAGCCCCCCUCCCCUCCUCUACCAGAGUAUGUGUUCAAGCCCCCGCUUCGGCCAGACUUUGGUACCAUGGGCCGGACAAUCAAACUUCAGGCCAACUUCUUUGAGAUGGAGAUCCCCAAAGUGGAGGUAUACCAUUAUGACAUCGACAUAAAGCCUGAGAAAUGCCCCAGGAGGGUGAACCGUGAAAUCGUGGAGCACAUGGUCCAGCACUUUAAGACCCAGAUCUUUGGUGAUCGAAAGCCAGUUUACGAUGGGAGGAAGAAUCUAUACACGGCUAUGCCCCUUCCCAUCGGCAGAGACAAAGUGGAGCUGGAGGUGACCAUUCCUGGAGAAGGUAAAGACCGCAGCUUCAAAGUGUCCAUCAAGUGGAUGUCCUGUGUGAGUCUGCAGGCCCUGCACGAGGCUCUGUCCGGCAGACUGCCCAGUGUCCCCUUUGAGACCAUCCAAGCCCUAGACGUGGUCAUGAGGCACCUGCCCUCCAUGAGGUACACUCCAGUGGGGCGCUCCUUCUUCACACCCUCAGAGAGCUGCUCUAAUCCCCUGGGUGGGGGCAGGGAGGUGUGGUUUGGGUUCCACCAGUCUGUCAGGCCUUCUUUGUGGAAAAUGAUGCUGAAUAUUGAUGUUUCGGCCACAGCUUUCUACAAAGCUCAACCUGUGAUCGAGUUCAUGUGUGAGGUCCUAGAUUUCAAAAGUAUCGAAGAACAACAGAAGCCUCUGACAGACUCUCAGAGAGUCAAGUUUACAAAAGAAAUCAAAGGUUUGAAAGUGGAGAUCACUCACUGUGGGCAGAUGAAGAGGAAGUACAGAGUGUGCAAUGUGACCCGGCGACCAGCCAGCCACCAAACGUUUCCUUUACAGCAGGAGAAUGGUCAAACUAUUGAAUGCACAGUGGCACAGUACUUUAAAGACAAGUACAAGCUGAUCCUGAGGUACCCCCACCUCCCGUGUCUUCAAGUGGGACAGGAGCAGAAGCACACCUACUUACCUCUGGAGGUGUGUAACAUUGUGGCAGGACAACGUUGCAUUAAAAAGUUGACUGACAAUCAAACUUCCACUAUGAUACGCGCUACUGCCCGUUCUGCGCCCGACCGGCAGGACGAGAUCAGUAAACUGAUGAGGAGUGCUAACUUCAACACAGACCCGUACGUCCGUGAGUUUGGAGUGAUGGUGAGGGAUGAAAUGACAGAAGUGAAUGGGCGUGUCCUUCAGGCUCCGUCCAUUCUGUAUGGAGGAAGGAACAAGGCUAUAGCCACUCCCAUCCAGGGAGUGUGGGACAUGAGGAACAAGCAGUUCCACACGGGUAUUGAAAUCAAAGUGUGGGCCAUUGCCUGCUUUGCUCCACAAAGACAGUGCACCGAGCUGCUGCUCAAGGCUUUCACAGACCAACUAAGAAAAAUCUCGAGAGAUGCUGGCAUGCCUAUUCAGGGUCAGCCAUGCUUUUGUAAAUAUGCCCAGGGAGCAGACAGUGUGGAGCCCAUGUUCAGACACCUCAAAUACACCUACCAGGGGCUGCAGCUGGUGGUGGUCAUCCUGCCAGGGAAGACUCCAGUUUAUGCCGAGGUGAAGCGUGUAGGCGACACAGUGCUGGGAAUGGCCACACAGUGUGUCCAGGUGAAGAAUGUUCAGAAGACCACCCCUCAGACCCUCUCCAACCUCUGUCUGAAGAUCAACGUCAAGCUGGGAGGAGUCAACAACAUCCUGCUGCCUCAGGGCAGGCCUUUGGUGUUUCAGCAGCCCGUCAUUUUCCUGGGAGCAGAUGUGACCCACCCCCCUGCAGGAGACGGCAAAAAGCCUUCCAUCGCAGCGGUGGUCGGGAGCAUGGAUGCUCACCCCAGCCGUUACUGCGCCACAGUGCGAGUGCAGCAGCAUCGUCAGGAGAUAAUCCAGGACCUGGCUGCUAUGGUUCGAGAGCUGCUCAUCCAGUUCUACAAGUCCACUCGCUUCAAGCCCACCAGAAUCAUCUUCUACCGCGACGGCAUCUCAGAGGGCCAAUUCAACCAGGUUCUUCAACAUGAGCUGCUGGCCAUCCGCGAGGCCUGCAUCAAACUGGAGAAGGACUACCAGCCUGGGAUCACCUUUGUGGUAGUACAGAAAAGACACCACACCAGGCUGUUCUGCACAGACAGGAAUGAGCGGGUUGGGAAAAGUGGCAACAUCCCCGCAGGCACGACAGUGGACACCAAAAUAACUCACCCAUCUGAGUUUGACUUCUACUUGUGCAGUCAUGCUGGCAUACAGGGCACCAGUCGGCCGUCUCACUACCACGUGUUGUGGGACGACAACCACUUCUCCUCAGACGAGCUGCAGGUGCUCACCUACCAGUUGUGCCACACUUAUGUCCGCUGCACACGCUCCGUGUCUAUACCAGCCCCCGCCUACUACGCACACCUGGUGGCUUUCAGAGCACGCUACCACCUGGUGGACAAAGAGCACGACAGUGCGGAGGGCAGCCACACAUCGGGUCAGAGCAACGGCAGAGACCACCAGGCCCUGGCGAAGGCUGUGCAGAUUCACCAGGACACCCUGCGUACCAUGUACUUUGCCUGAGGCCCUGGGUCUCAUAUCACCUGUGUGAAGAAUGAACAAGAGACCAACAGCAACACAAACCUUUUACUUUCACUUGAACAUGCGUUAGCAUCACUGCUCUGAGGGAAAUGUGUCCAACCUAACAAUCUAUCUUUUAGUGUCAAAAGUAGCUGGGCCUAUUUGGAGCUGAAACUGUUGUUCAGCUACUGUUUGUGUUCCAUUUGAAGCGUCUUGGUGCUCUUACAAUUGGGGAGGGUUCAUUGCCUAAGGUUUGUCUGUGAUGUUACAACUUAAUUUAUCAGCCAAUCAAAGACGAGUGCACUGACUGUCAGGACAAGAGUACUUGUAUAUGCAUUUGGGCACUGUGUGCUGAAGUGCCAUUCCACACCCUUUGUUUGUGUCUAUGUCCCCUCUAACCCUCUGAACCCUAAGGCCACGUGAGCGGCCCCAGUAUUCUCAUGCCAAAUCUGUGAGGGCUCUAGAGCAGGGGCUACAGCUCCUCCUCCUCAUGUAGUCUGAGCCAUGUUCUUAAUCAUGUACAAGUCCACACUCUAGUCUGUCUGUUUGUUACAAUUAUGCAUGUAGCAGACACAUUUUAGGCAUUUAUGACAACACUUGUUUCCUAAUUUAAUUUCUAUGAUGUAACGUUUCUCUUUUUGGGGGUCCUAUCAGCUGUAUAGUUGUUCAACUGUGUCAGUUGUUCAAAUGUGUGUUUGUUGGUGAGGCUAAGUUUGAGUUUUAAGUGAUGAAUAAUUCCCCAGUUGCAGCACACGAGUUUUUGUUUUAUGCAAAUGACUUUUUUGAGUCUUUAUACUCGUAGAUGUAGUACUGUUGGUAAUAAUGUAUAUUUUAAAUAAGCUUUUCAGUAAAGGCUGCUGAAAAAUAUUCUAGAUUUGUACAAAAACCUGGCCCACAAGUAGCCCAAGGCUGCACUCUUAUUUGUCUACACAUUUGAAAUGCAAAUCUUCUCUUGCCUUGAAAGACUUUGACAGUCUUGAGUAAUAAAAUCAGACAUUUCCUAAUAUGACGUUAAAGGUCUGGCUACAUGUACAUGGAUAUUUCUGUAAACUGACAUUCGCUCACAAAACGGGUUUUGUGCCUUUCAAAGCAAAGGUUCACGUUAAUACAGUGCACAGUGACAUGCAGGAGCUGUGUGCACAUAUGAUAGACUCCAUAUCUAAUAUCUGUACUAUGUAACACCACAACAUCAGCAGAGCAUCAGAGGCUCUGACACAUACUGUGUCCUAGCCUCAGUGGUGCCAUGUGGAGUGACAUGAGGAGAGAGAAUGUCUGUGUGUGAAGUCUUCAUGUACAUGUAGUGUCAGUAUGAAUCCUAAGCUAAGCCGGUGAAUGUUGAUGUAGUCUUUGAAUGGAGCUGAAGUCUACAUACUCGAUCUAUGCAUCGUUUGUAACAAAGAGAUUGAACGUGUGUCUGUUUGAUUGCGCCUCAUGUUGGCUCUAGUCUUUCAGGGUUUGUUUUUCCUCCCUUUUUUUUUUUUUUUUUUUAAAUAGCCUCUUGCGUUUUAAUGUCCUGUGCUUUGCAGAUUCCCUGUGGUGUGAAAGAUGAAUGUGGUCAUUUGUAUAGUAGAUUUUUAUGGCUUCAUCUUUUGUAACAGUCUUUCCUAGCCAAACAAGAUUACGCUCUUUGUUAGUAAUAAAACGGAAGCACAAUAAGUCGAUUCUUGGUGCUACAAGUUCUCAGUAGAACUGCCCCGUCACUGAUCUAUACAGCGUUCCCUGUGACUAUGCUUCAUGCUUUUCCUCCCUCAUGUCCGAUUGACUGUGUCCUGGGCAUUCUGAAAACACACUUGAUGUGUACUGCCAUGCUGUGAGUGUGGCUCCCCUUGGUUGAGGUGCUGGUGUGGCAGACUGGAUGCACUUUUAGAGGCAGAGCAUUGUGUUCUGUAGGAGCAGAUGGGCCAGGUGCUGGAGACUGGGGUAAUUGUGUGGAAAUGGCUGUAGGACCUACCUCUUGUUACCUGUUCUAGUGUAAUGGUAACAUCACACUACGGGCCAUUUCGGCAUAAUUAUCCCUCCUGACCAGGCGCCACUGCUCAUCGCGUGUUUAAGAGGAGUUCUGUUUGGAUCUGAAGCCUUGAGCUGUUUGACCAAAUAGUGUUUUUGUCCUUAUCACAGCCCCUUUGAUUCUAUGCACCAGUGAAAAGACCAUGUUUCACCUGCACACUAAAAACAUCUCGUAUGAAUAUUUUGUAUCUAAUAUUUAUCCAUUUUUACUGCAAAUGCUUUUUUGCACAUCUAAUGGAACAGACUGGGGUGUUUUAUCAAGACUCAGCCAUAUAUGACUAAAGGCAGCCAUUAGACUGUAGUUUCAGUACUGAAGUGUGGUUUAAGUGUGGGAAAUGCUUAGAACAUUUAGUUUUAAUGAUUCCCAAGUUUCUGAUAAAAAAAACAAACAUUUGGAUAUACAAGUGAAAAAAACAAGUUUAAUUUUAUUCAUUUUUAAAUUGUAUCUGUUUCUUAUUUAGUUAUUACUACUAUUGCCCCAACUGGAUAAAAAAAAAAUCUAAUUUCUACAAUCAAGUCUGUAAAUAUUCAUUCUGUCUCACAGCCACUUGGCUAAUCUAGAGAACUGAAUUGCAAAACAUUUACUAAUACUUGCUGACAAUAAUUGACACACUAAGUCAAAAAUGGUUAUCAUAUGAUUAUUGUACUUUUUAAAAUAUUUUCUAUAAUUGAGCAGUCCUAUGUCGGAGUCUGAGCUGCCGUCUUCAUGUGCUGCCCCCUGUGUGUUCCAUAAGAUGACCUCCCUCUUUUUAGAAAGGCCCACACUUUGCUUAGGGAACUUUAGCUCUUUAGCCCCGAUUAGUCGUGAAUGUGCAGGUAGAGCGUGUUUGUAAAUACCGCCACUGCGUUGGGCACUUUUCUAUGACAUUUGCCAGCACCUUUUUCCGAGCUGUGGAUCAGACCAUGCAUUUCCUCUUUACAUAAACAUUUGACAAUAUUGCACUAAAGGAGAACAGACUGGGCAGCUGAUGCAAACUGAGUAGGUUGCAUUUAAAAGUGUGUUGAGGAGCUGUUGAGUUAGCCACGGUGGAGUCAGUAGACAUGUUCAGAGUGUGGUGGUCAGCCAGUUCAAUGUGGCAUCAAUUAUUCAAAUAAGAUUUUUAUUUUAAAGGAGACAUAUUUUGCAUUUUUCCCCUUCAGAGUUGUACUUUUAUUCAUUCAUACAUGUUAAGCCCCAUUCACACAUGCAGCCUGACCUGAGAAUGUACCUGCCUUUUGCCAGAAUGGGGUCAUGCGUGAACAAAGUCAGAACUGAUUUCCCUGCAUUUUUGAUCUGGCACCUUCACAGCUAGAUUGAAAUGUGCAGGGAAGGCUUAUGUGUGAAUAAAGCUAGAAAAUUGCCAGUAUCGUUGCUUGGUUUUAUUGGUUACCACGUUGAUGUCUUUGCUUAAGUCAGAGCGCAAAGAUCUAGCAUUGUUCUAUGACUCCCGCGUGUGUGAACGGGGGUCACUGCUGAGCCUUUUGUACCCGGCAAUUUUCUGUGAUCUAUGUGUGAAUGAAACUUUUGAGUAAUUUCAUAUUUGAGGCUUGAGUACUCGUGAACUUUAGAAUUGUGUUCAUUGACUUCCAAUUCAAAACUAAAGAUUUACAGAUAUGUUUGGGGGUUUUUUUUCGCCAAUGUUGAUACCAAUUGUUUAAAAUCCAGAGCAGCUGAUUACAAAAUUUGAGGAAAAUAAUUCUACAAUUCAAAUUUACUACAAACUCAUCCACAGCCAUUUUUGCCACAGACCUAUAAGAAUGUUGUGUAGUUACUUUUGGUGUAGUUAUCUCUUUACUCUUUAAGCAACAAGACAGCCAAAACAAAGUAUCGUAUAAGUAUUAGAAGUUGUUGAUGCAUUUUGUUCGUUGUAAGUGAGAAAGCACAAUAUGUCUUCUUUAAGAGUUUUUGGCUAAUACAUUGAUUCCAUUGCCUUCCUUUGAUAGUCCCAACUUUCUGUCCACAUUCUGAACUGGUGUGUCUUGCCGUGGCUUAUAGGGACUUGGACACCACCAAGUGACUGUGCAUAUGACUUUUAAGUGAACUCACCAGCCUGAACUUUGAGGUGCUCUCUUUCCCCACUUUACCCCUGUUACCUCAGCCCAGACUGGGGAAGGACAGCUCUGACAUAUCAAACCAGGGGCGCGGGCGAUAUCACAAACUAAUUCAAGUUUUAGCACUGUUCAUUGCCUUUUUAUAGAAGCUUUUAAACGCCCACUAUUUAACUCUUCUCGUGGAGCCUCCGUCACUUUCUUGUUUCCGUGGAGAUGUUGUUGGUUUGCCUAGAUUGUUUCAUGUUAUAGGGUUAAGUGUGAUGUCACUUUUGGUUCCUAGAUGAAUCAGCUGAUUGAAAAAAAUGACAUUUACAUGAGACACAUUUCACAUUACAGGAAUUGCAGUUGUUUAAUGCGAACAGGGUUAUAAGGGAUAGAAAAUGUUACAUGGUUGAGGUAAGGGGCCAGGAUAUGAUGGGGUUAUCAGUGAUCGGCAGUUAAUGAGAUAUACACACUGGUAAUCCGAUGUCAUGAUAGAUUAUUACCUUAUUUACAUAUUUGAUACAAUCUAUGGUUAAGCAUACGACUUUUGAAAGAUAAUGGUCUCGAAAUCAGCUGUGAAGUUGCUGGUUGGACUGAAGUUGCUGGAAGUGACAUACCUUAACAAUCCUAUAGCACUAAACCUCUUUAAGACAAGCGGGUCUAAUCUGUGGAGAUGCGUUCCCACUCACAGUAAGAAUACAUGCUUUUCAAUACACGCUCAGGUAUUUUUGAGCAGUAAAAAGAUAAUUAAAUCAUUCUAAGAGAUGUUUGACAAGCAGGUGGCUGACCUUCUGCCCGGAAAAAUUACAUAAUGCACCUUAGACUUGUCACUUCCCUUUGAUUGGUUACAUUUGUUUGUCUCUCACGCUGAACACAACAAAUACUGACCAAUAGAUCGCCUAAAUCACCAUAUAUCUCCAUAUGAACAAAUCGCAUUCAAAUGUUUUGUUUUAUGGCCCGCCCCCUCCCUUUUAGCUAAGUGUAUUUUGAUCAACACAAAUGGACAAAAUAAUGUAAUGCUUUCCGAGCUUUUGUGCGUGUACCGUAGUCUGUCUGUCUGUAGAUACAGCUUGAGUAGAUGCUAUAUUCCUAAGUCUUUUAAACUGAAUGUACUUUGAGCCUAGUGUGGUCUCUGGCAUACAUUUCUAUACCCUGUCCUUAACCUGUACACGUCCCCCGUUUGGAUGGCGUUUGUUAACUAAGGCGUCAAAUCUACAAGCAGUCAUUGUCACCUUUUUUGCAUUUUCAAUCGUUUUAGUCAACUUUCCUUUUCUUAUUUUCUUGGCCAAAGCUGCAACCCAACCCGAAAAUCUGAAAGCAGGUUUAAAAUAUAUAUUUUUUAUUAUGUCUUCAUAAAAAACUUUCUGGGCUUUUGUCUAUCAUAUUUUUAGCCUGCUUUUUAUGUUUACGUAUUCACCAAUUUAUAUCUUUUGCAAGGCCUCAUAACUUUACUAACAUUUGAUGCAUUUAAGUCCAUAUUAUGAUGCUACCUCAGUGCAGUGUCAGGUGCUAUCCAAGCUUAGCCCGGUUAGCUUAGCCCGGUUAGCUUAGCCUGGCUAGCUUAGCCCGGCUAGCUAUGUACUACAAUAUCAACCAAAACAUUACAAUAUAGGCACCUUUUCUGAUUUGUCAAAAAAUACACGAGGCUUUGUUGUAGAUCUGCUCGCUGUGGUUACAUUUUAGGGACCAAAUAUUGAAAUUUUAUAUAUUUGUUUUUAAAUUUAUUUUCCUAGCACAAUCAUUUUGAGGUCAAAGCUAUCUGUGCCAUCAUUUAUCGUCAUUCAGCAAUAAUGUGCAUGUUGUAUUGUAAAGUUUUGGCAUUUUUAUUCACAGAAAAAUAUUUCAGAAUUUGUUUUUGAAUGUAAUCAUGUUUUAAAUUCAUGGCUUUUUGUCAAACUAUCACCACUAUAUUUAAAACGGAUUAAAUGUAAAAAUUGCAUUGAGUUAUGAGUUACAAAAGUUUGUUACAACUGUGGUGGCACGUGGGAAAUUUUGAAUAAUUUGACUAAUUUUUUGUAUUUGAAAAUACAGAAAUUUUGAUUCAAGUCAAAGAGUUCAACCACUUUUACUUGUCAUUUUAAGUUUAUUGUCAAUCAAUUUUUAUUUAAAUUUUAUUCCUACUCAUUACCCGGCCCAAAAAAUAGCCUUAACUUAAUUUUAUACCACCCCCCUAAACCAGUAACUGCAAUAACCUCUGAAACCUUGAAUCAGUUUGGCAGCGCUUUUUGUAUAUUUGUUUUUGCUUGUGACAGUUGACAAAAGGGAAUAGUUGUGUGUCUAUCCCAAACAUUGUACAGUAGGAGGUCCAGAUGUGGCAGAUGUCUGUAGUGGUCCGUGUGCCUUGUGAGUCCCUCAGCUCCCACUCCCCCUGGCUUUGGUUCCCGCCUGGUUUGAUCUGCCACACCAUUGAUAAAAUAAAGCCAGUUUUGUAAGACCAUGCAACCCCGCGUGUAGAUGCUGCAAAGAACGAUCAGUAUUUUUAUUUUGCACUUUCAAAAGCAGACUCAAAUAAUUACUACCCAUUUUGAAUUUGGGUAAGAAAAACUAAAAAAACUGACGAGGUAUUUUAUGCUAUCAAUAGGACUUGUACGGAAUAAUAUGAUUUUUGAAGAGCUUUUCUAAAAGGUGGAUUAUAUCUAUAUAUUCAUGAAGUACCUCAUAAGCCUGAUAUAUGCUGCAUUCACUUGUUUUCUUUUGUAUCCUUCAUAUUGUCCAAUGAAUGAUUUUAUUUUUUUUUCUUCAGUGGAGGGUUUGGGUCAUUCUUGGCUGCGCUGCCAAACUUCAACAUAAUUUGUGGCCAAAAAAGUAUUUAUGCAGUUUUACAAAGCAAACGUUUUUUUUGCACAUGGAGAAUUAAAUUGUUUUGUUUUUUAAUCAUGUGCAUACGCAUAUUUCCAAAAAAUUAUAAGAGGGAAAUUGGGAAUAUGUUUUGCAAAAAAGUGUUUGCAAUUUUGUGAUUAAGCUUACCAUCUUUCAACACACAUUUGGUACCUUGUUAGAUUUGUUUUGUUUGUUUGUUUUUUUUUUUUAAUUUUGGGCCCAUGUAGCUGUCUUUUUUUUUUUUUAUCUAAAACAGCCACACCAGACUGAACUGUUGACUCAGGCGUUGCCACUAAAGGGCUGUAUGAGCCAAAGCCACUGCCCCCUCUGCACCUUUGUCUUAACUCGGCACGAUUUGGCCUUAAACACACUCUUAUGAUUAAAACACUACAAACCACACGUUCUUAGUCUCGAUUCUUAGUUAAGUCUGAUAGCCAUGCGAUCUACCUCCUGAAUGCAGGAGCAGUCCUGUACACCUGCUCAACUGACAAUCAUCUGAAUAUCUACAAUGUUUAAAAAGGUCUCCUAUUGUAUAGUACUUAAAAAAAUAAAUCAUUAAUCAAAGUGUAUUAAGUUGAUUUGCAAUGAAAGCAAUUCAUCUCAGCUCAAAAUUAUACAGCAAAGCUUCAGCACAUUAAUUUUUCAUUACAUUUAUUACCGGUAACACAUCAAUUCAAUGUUUGCAGUUUUUGCCAUUGCGCAAAAUAUCCAUAUAAAAAAAUACACAAUUGCUUGAAAGGUGUCUGAAAUGCAUUUUUUAAAUCUCUGCACUUCAAACAAAUUGCAUAACUUUUGCUAUAGUUUAUGGAUUUCAACUUCCUGUUCUAGUCAACAUUUUAAGACUUUUCACCAUUCAAAAGAUCUUACUCACUGGCCCGUAAAUUUAUUUAUUUUAUUUUUCCCUAAGCCAUUAUGUAAAAAAAAAAGUGACCAAAGUUGACCAAAAGCCCCGCCAGGUGGCCCAAACCCUCCAUGUGAACUGUAGUGGUCUCUCUCUCCUUUUAAAUCCAUAACAUGCCAAAAGUGAUGUGUUCAUUCCUUAUCCGAGGCUUUGUUUUGCUCCUAAUCCGAUGGCUACUCUCCUCCUCUUCCUGUUUGUAAGCGUACAUUUCCUUUUUAUUAUUUUAAAAAUUUUAGUCGACUUUUUCUGCUUACAGAACACGAGAUGCUGUAAACCCCGUUAGAACAUAAUGUGAAUACGUAUCACUUAAUAUAGUUCACUCUUUGGCUUGACUGUAAGUUGCGUUAAUAAAAAUGUUGGAAAAUGCU
Periophthalmus magnuspinnatus is the source of this 10915-nucleotide messenger RNA. It is a transcript of the gene ago2, whose product is annotated as argonaute RISC catalytic component 2. The transcript has 20 exons. Gene Ontology annotation, cellular component: RISC complex. Gene Ontology annotation, molecular function: protein binding; RNA binding; endoribonuclease activity, cleaving siRNA-paired mRNA. Lineage: Eukaryota; Metazoa; Chordata; Actinopteri; Gobiiformes; Gobiidae. The record is from RefSeq and is a predicted model, not a curated record. Gene Ontology annotation, biological process: regulation of DNA-templated transcription; regulatory ncRNA-mediated gene silencing. The coding region runs from base 197 to 2809 and encodes 870 amino acids.